Messenger RNA from Phlebotomus argentipes, 914 nucleotides. RefSeq names its product peroxiredoxin. The record is from RefSeq and is a predicted model, not a curated record. Bases 134 to 826 code for a protein of 230 amino acids. Gene Ontology annotation, cellular component: cytosol; mitochondrion. The transcript has 2 exons. Gene Ontology annotation, biological process: cellular response to stress; hydrogen peroxide catabolic process; cell redox homeostasis. Lineage: Eukaryota; Metazoa; Arthropoda; Insecta; Diptera; Psychodidae. Gene Ontology annotation, molecular function: thioredoxin peroxidase activity.
ACUCAGCUGAGUGGUAGAAAAACUAUCAUCGCGCUCCGUGGGGGAAUCUCAGUUCUGGCCAGUCUUUCUCGCUAGCCAAAAGUAUUUAUUUAUAGCAAUCUCAUUCGUCCCAAACUCAAGUAUCUUUGCAGAAAUGGCCACAAUUGUGCGCUCUCUUCUCAAGACAAAUCUUCCAUCCGCUCUCCGUCAGACUUCUCUCUUCCGGCGCCAUAUCUCUACCGGAACUCCUCUGCUGGCUGCCAAGAUCCAACAGCCGGCGCCCAAUUUCAAGGGCACGGCUGUUGUCAAUGGGGAAUUCAAGGAGAUCUCCCUGAGUGACUACAAAGGAAAGUACCUCGUGCUGUUUUUCUACCCCCUGGACUUCACUUUUGUCUGCCCCACGGAGAUCAUCGCCUUCAGUGACCGAAUGUCGGAGUUCCAGAAGCUCAACACUGAAGUUGUGGGCGUCUCUGUGGACUCGCACUUCAGUCAUCUGGCGUGGACGAAUCUGGAGAGGAAGCACGGCGGCCUGGGGAAGCUGAAGUAUCCCCUCUUGGCAGACAUCACGAAGCAGAUCUCACGAGACUACGAUGUGUUGCUGGAGCAGAACGGAAUCUCUCUACGAGGCUUAUUUAUUGUCGAUCCAAAUGGCAUUUUGAGGCAAAUCACCGUGAACGAUCUGCCGGUCGGUCGUUCGGUGGAUGAAACAUUGAGGCUCAUCAAGGCAUUCCAGUUCGUCGAGAAGCACGGCGAAGUGUGCCCGGCCAACUGGAAUCCAGAUACCAAUCCUGACACCAUCAAACCCACAGUUCAAGCAUCCAAAGAUUACUUCCAGAAGCACGGAUAAGCUUAUCUCAUGACCUAGGUCAGUAAUAACCAUGAUUUUAUUACCAUCCCUGCUGUGGAAGCAUAAAUAAAGAGAUUUGGUAGAAAAA